GCAGCAGGGCUUCUCGAAUAGACUCGGAGCACAUCGGACGCAAUCGACUGACUGGUACUUCACCGUGUUGACACCAACUUCUUGGCGGUGUGCAUAGCAACUUAUUGACGCGACCCUGGGCACUUGUUAGAAGUUCUAUGCGCCCUUGAGCACGGCAUGUGUUGUUCGGCACAAGCCUCGUUCCCAGUCAGGUAUAAGGGAUGCCUGUUCGGGUACAAGACACGCACAGGACAACGUCUCCUGGCGUCGCGAUGUUGGCGAAGGCUGCGGACCGUUCAAAAAUCCCUGUGGUCCCUCUCUUUGGUGUGCUGCUGCUGACUCGCCCAUCCCUCUUCCCUGUUGUCCAUUCGAGGCCGCAUCCGUCUGUGCUGCGCACAUACGCUGGAGCGUUGCCGUUCAAGUAUCUGUCCUGUACCUAUAGUACCGUGCCGCAAAAUGCCGCUCAAGCUUUUCGAUUUCGCGUUCCUCUUUUCCAAGAACAGGACGGAGAACAAGUGCUCGAUUGACAUCCUUCCGAACGACGUCCUGGUCGACGGCGUGUUCGACUAUCUCGACGUGGUCGAUAUUCUGAGGCUCCGGCGAGUAAGCAAAUUAUAUUACCACCUUACGCACCAUGCCGUCGUUUGGAAGCGCUUGGUCCAGCGGACUACGCUUCCUCUCCCGCCUCUCCCGCCUACGAAGCGGCACAACCUUGAGAACCUCACCGGAAUCGAGUGCGAGCGGCUCCUCACGCGGGCGUACUCGGUCGACAAAAUAUGGUGUAAGAACCCGAACUUCUACGAUAAUUGGCAGUUCGAUGCAUACUACCACAUCGCCCACAUGGCCAUGCUCCCCGGCGGCCAGUUUCUCGUUGCAUCUGUCUGUGACAAGGACAGGGAAGAUUGGUGGGUCGUGGUGUACGUGUUGGACAAUAGGUAUACCGCGGUUCCGAUCCUGCGCGAGUCGACAAGGUCCAAGGCAUACCAUCUUACGGCAAAGUACCUUACGUUGCAUGGUGUCCACGGGAUCAUGGUGUCUUUCGUAACAAGGCUCUGGAAGCAUCGUGCCGACUGGGACCGGGGAGUUAACAUUAACGAGUAUGCCGCCGAGUAUGAUCUCGACCCGCCUUACCCGAUCAAGUACGAGUGCCACACGUACCAUAUUCCCCUCGAGGCUCUCGAAGCCCAGUCCGACCCUCGCAUGAUACCAAACUCGGGGGACUACAUCAGCCGUGCUCUGGUGCAGGCCAAGGGCUUCAACCACGUCUACAUGAUACGGUCAUCUACUCCGAUCUCCUCCGUAAGCCUUGACGACAUUUACGGCGUGCCCUGCAUCACGGCCGUGAAGCAGCCGGCGACCAUCAUGUUUAAGCCCCUGACGGUCCCAUCUGUUGCGCCAUCUAUGGUGACCCUGGCACCAAUCCAGGGUCAUGAGCACUUCUGUCACCGCAUCAAAGCUGUUCGAGCGCUGCCUCUGCAGCGGCAGUGGCUCGUAUUCCACGAAAGUCGGCUUCCGCAGAACCUAUCCAGGCACCCGGUCACCUGCUUCGAGUUGAUCAGUAUCCCCGACAACAAGACGGGUGAACGACUCGAAUAUAUCCAUUCAUCGCAACUGGACUACUAUCUCGCGGACGACACGUUCGCGGAGGUGUACAUCACGGAGCACUCGACGCCGAACUGGUUCGACGACUCGAUCGUGCCUAGCAUCCGGACGCGCUGGCAGGAUGACGGCUGGAGGCCCGGGACGGUCAGCGCAUUCCUGCGGACGACGUCGCCUGAGGACGGGCUUCUGCGCAUGACCUUCUAUCCACGCAAGGUCGAGCAGCAGUCUGGGCACGCCGCCGCGCCCGUCUUCGCCGGCCGGUCACACGAGAAGCCCAAGCACGUCUGGCGGUACGACCUCGAAUGGUGCUCGCCCGUGCGUUUCAUCACCGCACACACCAACUGCAAGUACCGCAUCCUCGCCGGCUCGCGCCGCACGCUGCUGUACACCGUGCCGUGGGACGCGAUCUCGAACAGUCCUGAGAUCCACGCGUUCCAUCGCUACUACGACAGCGAACUGGAGGCCGAGCAUCCGGAGAUGGUGAACGGAGAGCUGGUCGUCAACGAGGCCCCACGCUAUCCUAUCCACCGGAUGCCUUUCCAGUUCCCGCCGGGCCAGAGGUUCGAGACGAUCUGCUGGGACGAGACCAUCGGGCGGGUCUGCUUCGUCGCACCCGAAGACACGAGGGUCCUGGUGCUGGACUUCUCUAAGCGUCCUAAAGAGGAUUUCUUAGGACGCAGGCUGCCGAUUGCCCUUGAGCAGGACGAAGACGCAAUGCUCGAGCCCGAUGAGUAUCAUGAAACCCCUGGCGAGCCUGUCGCUUGAAUGGAAAUCACAGAAGCUCUGUAGCGGACCAUGUCGUCGGCCUCAAUUUGAGACUGACCCUGAGCUGUUGCACGAUUAAUCUCAUGAACAUUAAACUUUUCCCUCUUGCCUGGGACUUCGUUAACUCUUAGAACUCCAUCCGCUUGCGCUGUAGACGCAGUCAUUGUGCCGCUUAAUGUCUAGCAUAGUGAUAUCGCUGCAUUGUAACAUUAAUCUACGCGAUAGGCGUGAUGGAAUACGUCCACAAACACGAUUUAUUACCGGC
Phanerochaete carnosa HHB-10118-sp is the source of this 2611-nucleotide messenger RNA. RefSeq lists its product as uncharacterized. The record is from RefSeq and is a predicted model, not a curated record. The coding region runs from base 436 to 2346 and encodes 636 amino acids. The transcript is spliced from 5 exons. Gene Ontology annotation, molecular function: protein binding. Lineage: Eukaryota; Fungi; Basidiomycota; Agaricomycetes; Polyporales; Phanerochaetaceae.